AUGACCAAACAACUAUACCUUACUUCCCUGUUAGAUCUAUCUCGAAUCAUUGACCUACUACCUGCAAAUGAAGGUCGACUGACAUUGGUCACUUCGUUAAUCCAAGCAUACGGUAUUGACAAACUAGUCAGCGGCAUCAUUCCUAUUCGACGAAUAAAUGCACGCAAAGUAACCAACUAUCAUGAUCAGAACUUCACUGCUUGUUUAUUAAAAGAAAGACAUGAAUUGGAUUGCAGUAGUGAUAUGUAUCAUGAAAUACUGGAAUUAGUUGAGAAGGUUGGACGAAAUGAGCAACUGGAUGAAGAAUCCGAUGAGGAAAUAGAAGGUGAAGGUGAACUCAAUGAUGAAGAAUAUGGAUUAAUGUACGAUUGUUAUCCCUUCCCAUUCAUGUCCCACUAUAUUAUACUCACUGCAUCCUCAACAAUAGCCACCGCACAACAAUUAAUUACUCAUCCCAACUCGGUUGCCGUGAAUUACUAUGGGGGUCGUCAUCAUUGCGGGAAACGGAAAGCAGCGGGAUUUUGUUAUGUAAAUGAUAUCAUACUUGGAAUAAGCCAUCUUCGACAAGCAUAUAAGCGGAUUUUCUACCUUGAUUUGGAUUUACACCAUGGAGAUGGGGUUGAAAGGGGAUACUUUCAAUCGAGAAACGUGGGUACAUGUUCGAUACAUCGGUACGAUAAAGGGUUUUAUCCUGGCACAGGUAGCCUUGAAAGUUCAGACAAGUAUAGGUAUAAUGUGCCCACGCGACAUGGCCUAAGUGAUGAGAGUAUGUUAUUUAUUAUACGCGAGAUUGUCAUUCCCAUUAUGCACAAGUUUUCUCCGCAAUGUAUAGUGAUUCAAGCUGGAUGUGAUGGAUUAGCUACGGAUGUUCAUCAUGAAUGGAAUAUGACAAUUUCUGGGUUCUGCCAAGUGAUUAAAACAGUAUUAGACGAAUUUGAUGUUUCAACAAUGAUAUUAGGUGGUGGUGGGUAUAAUCAUACAGAAGUAGCAAAGUGUUGGACUUAUUUGGCUGCAAGUAUACUUGGUAGAGAAGAUGUUAUAGAUCGGGAGGAAUAUAUUCCUGAACAUUCGCAUUUGGAUGAUUAUGAGAAGGAUGGGUUUCAGUUUUGGACUGAAUCCAAUAGGAAACCGUACAAAAUGAAGGAUGAUAAUGAUAUAGAAUAUUUACAGUAUAUGAGGGAGUAUUUGUUAGCAAUAGACUGA
Molecule: messenger RNA, 1203 nt
Organism: Spathaspora passalidarum NRRL Y-27907
Lineage: Eukaryota; Fungi; Ascomycota; Pichiomycetes; Serinales; Debaryomycetaceae
Gene: HOS1
Product: histone deacetylase
Exons: 1
Coding region: 1-1203 (400 amino acids)
Source: RefSeq, a predicted model, not a curated record